UUAUCAACAGGAAGCAAUAGUCAGGGACUCAUUAUCAAAACUUAAGAGAAACAAUUAUUUGAAGAACCAAUAUGACUUACACAAGAAGGUUUUAUUAUCAGAUAAUUUUAACAUGCAUUUUCACUGGAUUAUUAUGGUGUGCUGAGUUAGAAAAAGGGUGCAAAAGAUCUGUUGCACUUAAAACAAAUGAAUUCUCACAAAUAGAGUGUACACAUCUACCAAAGAUGGAUUUGCCACCAGAUGUAAAAUCACUAAUUGUACAAGGGGAUCUCAGAGUAAUAGAGAAAGAAGCACUAGAAAUAAGUUUUAUGUUACACAUAUUAAAUGUUUCUAAUUGCAACCUAACUUUUAUACAAGAUAGAGCAUUUAGUAAGAUGAAUCAGUUAAUGAUUCUAAUACUAACUAACAACCAUAUUGAGUACAUUGAAGAGGACACAUUGAGGUAAAUCAAUAAAUUAUAUUUAAUUAAAGAUAUUAAUUUUGCAUCAUUAGGCUGUAUUCAAUACAUUAUAAGCUCAGAUAUUGUAAUAAUGUCUCACAAAUUAUUAAUAUUUUCUAGUAAUCUUAAACUAUUAACAGAACUACAUAUAGAUGGAAAUAAUCUUAAAGUAAUAAUACCUGGAUCUUUAAAAGACACUCUAAAUCUUCAGAUUUUAAAUCUACAAAAUAAUCAACUAUUGGAAAUACCAGCAGAGCUGCCAAAAAAUCUUAGAAUUUUAAAUGUGGAAAAUAAUGAUAUACAAUAUAUUGAUAUGGAAAGCCUAAAUAGCAUGGAAUUUUUGGAAGAAUUAAAGUUAGGUAAUAAUUCAAUUAAAAACUGGCCUAAACAUAAUUUGUCUAUGCCUUCAUUAAGACAUCUUUCUUUGGGAUCAUCAGUUACAUCAGCAGAAAUUACAGGAUUUUCAUACCCGAACUUGAAAUAUCUCUACCUUUCAGCAAAAUUAAUGGACAAUGCCAAUUUUCACGGAAUUACUAUUCAUGAGGUUGACAGUUUGGAACAAUUAGUUUUGGAAAACUACAGCAUAAAUGAUCUUCAGUUUCUAAACCAAUUGAAAAACUUGAAAAUACUCCAUUUCAUAAGAAUUACAUAUUAUGGGAAAGAUGUAACUUCAUUGCCAUCACAUUUAAUUAAACUUAAUUUAGAAACAAGUCCUAAAAUAGUUAACAUGCUACUGAAUUCCAAAAAAAUGUUCCAUCAACUAAGGGUGAUAAGCCUGAAAAACAGUAAUAUUACUACCGUGGACAACAAUCAAGCUGAUCGGUUAAUGAAAACAGUAAAUAGUUUGGAUAUUAGUCAGAACCCUAUAAGAUGCUCAAUAUCAGAAUGGAGCUGGCUUAUAGAAAAAACUCACAUAAAUAAAUCAUUUUUAAUUGAUAAAGAUAAUGUUGUAUGCAAUACACCAUUGGAACUAAAAGGAAAAAAUCUCCUCACAAUACUAAAUGACUUCUAUAGUAGUGAAGAGCAAAGAAAGAUAACUUUUAUGAGUAUUAUGGAAGAGUAUGUAGCUGUAUAUGGGAAAGAAAAGAGAAACAUUCUAGAAGAUAUUGACAUGAAUGAACAACAAAAUGGAUCAAAAAGUAAUAUUGUUUACGGAAUUUUAAUAGCCUUGACUUUGAUGGGUACACUUUUUCUUUUAAUUCAUUUAUUUCAUAAAAAAACAAAUUGUACAUCAGGGCAUGGUAAUAUCACUAUAGAAUAUUCUCGAAACAAUGAACGAAUUAACAUUCGAAGAAGUAGUAAUUGCGAAAGUUAAAUGAUUAAAUUUUUAUUAGUACAACUGGCAGUAAUUGAUAACUUACGUUUAGAAGCAGUUGUGUUGGUGCCAAAACCAAAAGAGGAAGCAGUAGUUGUAGAAGUACCAAAAGUAGGAGUAGUACCAAAAUUAAAAGCCAUAUUUAAAUUAUUACCAUUGGUCCAGUAUAUAAAUAUUAGAAAGAAUCCUACAAAACAAACAUUUCAGAACCCGGGAAGGACCACAAUUUCUUGGGUAACCACAUGAAGGUUACGUAGAUGGAGUUAAAUGGUGGGGUAAGUUCCUAAACUCAGCGCUGAGCUGAUCGAUGGCAACGGACCGUCUCAAAAUCCUAAGCGAUGGCAUCGAUGAGGCUCGAGCUGAGUUUAAGAACUGGCCCUUGCAUUAAUUUCUAAUUUUUUAAUUUCAUUUUUUCAGAAACUUAUAAGUGGUUAUUUUCGUAAAUAUAUUGCAGUUAUGAUUAGUGUGAUUCAUUAUAUAAACUUUUUCCAGGCCUCAUUCAAUAUUAAUUGAGGUAUACUAAUUGAUUGGUUUAACUUAAUAUAUAUUAGUUAUUUAAAGGAAUUAUUAUAAAUGUGAAAUAAAUUUAUUAGUUGAUAAUGAGCUAUUUUUAAUAUUCCCCACUAUUUCUUUAGUUGGCUUAACUUGAGGAAAAAGACAGUAAAAUGAACCAACUCUUAAGAGUAAACUAAAAAGUCAUGAAUUUUAUUUCCAAUAUUUGCACUAAUUUUGAAAAUAAAAUUUUCAAACCAAG
Molecule: messenger RNA, 2508 nt
Organism: Nezara viridula (southern green stink bug)
Lineage: Eukaryota; Metazoa; Arthropoda; Insecta; Hemiptera; Pentatomidae
Source: the annotation of a GenBank genome assembly